AUGAGUGAAGGCAGUAGUUUUGCUCAAGUGUGUAUCCCCAAGUUCGAUGGAGAUUUCGAUCACUGGAGCUUGUUGAUGGAAAAUCUCCUUCGAUCUAAAGAGUACUGGGGAGUGGUAAGUGAUGGCUUCAAGGAACCUGGAGAAGGAGAGGAGUUGACAGAUGCAAAGUCCAAGAGAUUGGAAGAGCUCAAGCUCAAGGAUCUCAAGGCCAAAAAUUAUCUGUUCAGCUCGAUUGACAAGGUGAUUUUGAAGACCAUCACCAAGAAAAGGACUGCCAAGGAACUAUGGGACUCGAUGAGAGUCAAGUAUCAAGGAAGUGCAAGGGUACAGAAGGCACAGUUGCAGGAUUUGAGAAGGAUUUUGAACUCCUUGAGAUGA
Messenger RNA from Linum trigynum, 378 nucleotides. The record is from the annotation of a GenBank genome assembly. Lineage: Eukaryota; Viridiplantae; Streptophyta; Magnoliopsida; Malpighiales; Linaceae.